Molecule: messenger RNA, 4443 nt
Organism: Xiphias gladius (swordfish)
Lineage: Eukaryota; Metazoa; Chordata; Actinopteri; Istiophoriformes; Xiphiidae
Product: eukaryotic translation initiation factor 5A-1-like
Exons: 5
Coding region: 124-585 (153 amino acids)
Biological process (GO): positive regulation of translational termination; positive regulation of translational elongation
Molecular function (GO): RNA binding; translation elongation factor activity; ribosome binding
Source: RefSeq, a predicted model, not a curated record
CCCGUACCUGCCCUCUCUGCCCCUCCUGCAGUACAAAAGCUCUACGCAUGCGAAGUGACUUUCCGGUUUUUUUUUUUGGUGGAAGCAAGACACACGGUGACAAAGAACAGCCCGUUGCCCAUCAUGGCUGACGAUGAUUUCACCACUGCGGACUCCGGCGCUUCUACAACAUACCCCAUGCAGUGCUCUGCACUGAGGAAGAACGGCUAUGUCAUGCUGAAAGGACGUCCCUGUAAGAUCGUUGACAUGUCUACCUCUAAGACUGGCAAGCAUGGGCAUGCCAAGGUUCACCUUACUGGACUUGACAUCUUUACUCAGAAGAAGUUAGAAGAUAUCUGCCCAUCUACCCAUAACAUGGAUGUCCCAAAUGUAACAAGGAAAGACUACCAGGUAAUUGAUGUCUCAGAUGGCUUCUUGGCCCUGAUGGAUGACAACGGAGACACCAGAGAGGACCUUAAAGUGCCAGAUUGUGACCUGGGCAAAGAUAUCGAAAAGAGGUUCAGCAAUGGGGAACAGUUUAUGGUCUCUGUGAUGAAAGCUAUAGAUGAAGAGCAUGUUAUUGGCAUCAAGGCCAUGACUUCUUAAUAAGCCCAGGACAACGCUGGAGGCCUCACAUUCUUAUCCUCCAUUAUGGUUUUCAAGCCUCACCAAAGCUUCUGGCCUUCAUCCCACAUCUCCACAGGUUUCCCUGCUAGUCAAGUGAUAUCCGGAAACUGGACUGGCUCAGCUUCUUCAACUGUACCUCGAGCUCAGGGCUGACUGGCAUUUUCUUCAAUCAACGAAUUUAUCCCCCCCUUAACCAUCACAGCUUAUCUUUGCAAAGGGUACUGAUAUUAUUCCAGGAAUUCCUUACAAUAUUCCAGCAAUUCAUAUCAUUCCUUUCAGAGUAUCGGUGAUAUGCUUUUCUCCCUGUGUGCGUUACUUUUUAAAUCACUCUUUCGUUUUUGAGUUGGCUGUGGACAUGUUUCAAGGCUCAGUUACAGCUGAGAUGCUGUACCUUGUGUUCAACUUAAAUUCUCCCCAAAAUUAUUUUAUCUCCACUUAUGUUACAUCUCAAGUGAACUCCAGCUCUACUGGGUAGACAAUUCAGAGAACCUAAAAACAUACAACGUCAUUGAUAGCUGGAAUAUGCCUUUCUGCACUUGACAAUUAACACAUAUACAUUUACAUGCACACUUAGAGUCGACUUGUAUACACAUGCCUUAGCAGUUAUACAUUUAUGUAAACAGCAAAAUUUAAUUAACUCAGCACUUCAGUUGCAGAUCUUAUGGCAAGCUUUCUACUGCAUCUAGCCGGAUCUGAGUAAGAUUGGCCUUUUCUGGCAGGGAACUCUGCUGUCUCAGCUGUUCUGAAGCUGAACAGGCCUGGACAGGGGUGGUUGGGUGGGGCCAUUUUCUCUUCUAUGCUAUAAAACUUUUUCCUUUCACUUGAGGCCUUUAUGAGCUGACAAAUGUACAGAUAAGGAUUUUGAAAGAACAAAACACUGAAAACCUUUACUAUUAUAGUCUUAAAAAUGUUGUCUUGAAGCUUAAUUUCAAUAAUCAAACUAAUACAACUUUUGCAUUAUUACAGUGCUAAAGAUAUUGAUGCUUCUUGGCACACAAUAGUGGAAACACGAAACCAUUUUAGGUCUUACAGGAUGUAGCCAAAUCUAGGUGGUAGUUAUGCUGAAUGUUAUUCAAGUCUUGUUGUGAUGGGAGACAUUGGUGCGCAAGAACAGAAUAGGUGAGUUUUAUUAUUUAGUUGUAUUUUGGGUGGGGGUAGGUAAAUUUGGGGGUGGUUGGUCUGUUUGGAGUUUAAUGGGAUUUUUAUCGGUUUUGUGCAGAGUUUGCAUUCUGGCUCACAUGGAUUUUUACAAAAUCACGUUGAAUGGUUGUUCUCUAGGUUUACAUCCACAUGAACAGAACUUAGUGGGAGACAUUGGUAAUGGCAGGAAAUCAGAAUGUGUUUACAUGCACUAUAUUAACUUGGUUGCUGUAGAACCUGCAUUUAUGUGCAGGUAGUCAGUCUUCUCCCCUACCUCUUCCUUUAAAAUUAAAACUGAUUGGCAUAUUUUAAGUGUAUUAGCAUUAUAUUUGAAGUGCAGCAGCCUGAGGGUUUUUUUUUUCUCUCCCCUGUUUUUUUUUGAUCACAGCAUUUGGAGUGAUGGAGUGAGAGGGCACACUUUGGUGUAGAAAGCAGUUUUUCAAGAGUGCUUGUGUUAAGAAAUUUACAAAUAACAUGCUGUUCCACUGUGACCUACUUAGACCUGUUUGUUUUAGUGCAAGUUUGAGUCUGACCUUGGAUUUUGGCUACAAGGAUGCACUAUAAUGCAUUACAUGAUCUUUCCACCUCUUGCACCUCUGUCACAGCAAUACUUUUCCUAUUUCAAGUUUUGGUCAUGAACCUGUGCUUUUGUAGAAACCCUAAUAGAAACUCAGAUAAACAUAUACAUGGUCAAGAAAUCUGAUUUCUCGAGCAGAAAUCCCUCAACCCUUUACACCUGGUAAGGGACGUGUUUACAUGACGUUUAUGACAUCAGUUUACAUCUAAAAGUUAACAAUAAUCAGAUUACUUACAUGCUUGUAAACACAAUGAUUUUAAUAUUGACAUUGGAAGGUAUUCUGUUUGGCUUUCAAGUUGUUCAGACCGGCAGCUGGUCUGUUAUUUUUGUUCUGACUUCAGUCCACCAAAGUAUUUUUUUUACUUAAGUUCUACAUGAAUUUUGUUUCUCAUCAUUCCAUUCUUGUUCAGUGUGUGGUAUUUUCCCUCAUGUUAGGAGCUGUCGCAUUAAAACAGUGGCUUCCAACUCUGGCUUUUUCUCCUAGCAAUAGCAAUCCAAUUUUCACUUGUACAAAACUGCACAACAACAGUACUCUAGAUUGCAAGGACCAAAGGUGGAAGCCACAUGACUGUCUGUAGUCAGUGUACUAAUGGUAUAUUUGAUAUUAAGAAUUAUGUUUUUCAAGCAGGAAAAAAAUGACUAGCAAAUGAACGCUCUAAAGGCAGCAGUAUAGUAGAAACUGGCGUUAUGUUGCUGUUGUGUAUAUAUUGGCUGAGUUGGGCUGACUAUUGUUCUAUAGCAAAUGGGGGCACAUGCAAGACUACUUUAAGUCCUCUUACAACUUCAGCCUCAAACUGAUUUUAUUGUUCUCGGGGAGUAAAGAGCCUAAAGAAUGUGUGGACAACAUAACCCGUCAUAUGCAAACUGCAGGAAAUGCUGUUUUGGGGCAGUAAACAAAGCUGUACAAAAGUUCAACUACCUUGCCCAGUGAGCCAACACACACUGUGGCAUUGUGCUCUGUCUGUUAUUUUGGUUGCAAGCAUGCCAUUGUGCCUGUGAAAACCAGAUCUUGUUUCUAGUAUACUGCCUCCUUAAAUACAUGUGUAGGUUUUCAAAAGAAUCCAUGUCCUAAUAUCCAGCCUGUAGUGAAAUUUAAUAGUAAUGGCAUUAGGUUUCUAUGCUAAAACAUUCACCCUCCAUCUCCACAGCCCUAACAGAAGAUGACAGUCUUUCCUAAGCCAUAUUUGUAGCCUGUUAAACUUGUCUAUAACCAAAGUUAGACACAGGAAAAUCGACUUCUUUUCUCACCCUCAUUUCCCACCAAUUACUGAGCUGCUCUAGCCUCUUAUAUGGAGCACAAAAUACUACCACACGUCUUGUCAAUGAUCUUCUUAACUGUCUUAAAGGUGUCUCUCAAAUGGAGACAUGUAACAGACUGACCUCUGAUUCUGUUUGAGAAAAUGUUUACACUGUAAAGGGAGAUGGCCCUGGCUUCACGUGCUGAUAUAGGAUCCAGGUCUUCAAGGGAUAAAAGUGCAAAAUGACUGAUGUCAGUGUCAUGAGGGAAGAUUUUCUCAGGGCUCCAAGUGGAGUGUUAGGAGAUGUGUUACUUUAACGGUGUCGGUAGUGAGAAUAAUAAAUGAAAUUAUUAAGGGUUUUUUUUGUUUUAAAUUCUGAUUCAUUUCUCUCAGAAGCCUAAACUAUUCCGGUGUUGGAGAAUGUUGAAUUUCCUGUUUUGUUUUUUUUCCCCCCAGUCUUAUGCCACCUCAUGAGAGACCGUGUCUGCUUCACAUUUUCUCUCUGUCUUUUUACUCUGCUACUUCAUUAUUCUUGCAAGAAACAGUGGUUUGUAUGUUUAGACCACAGGUACAGUAUAUUAUGUUAAAACAGGGCAUAGGUGAAUUAGUCUUGUAUGCUGCAUGUUCAUUGUGUAUUCUGAUGAAGGGGGUUAAAGGUAUUUCCCCAGGUUGGCACGGGUCACUUUCUUGUUUCAGUGUCAAAAUCUAAACAGCUUCCAGGGGAAAUCUGACCUUGAACCUAUUCUGGAACAUAAAGAUACAAAGACAUCUCUUUUGUUCUAUUCUAACCAAUGUAUGGCCACUGUCUUAAAAAUCACAACUGUCUGUUUUUAUUGUUUAGGCAAAAUAAAGUUACCGGCUACAAGAAAUGCGUUAAAAUGA